UGUGAAUUGGCCUGCAUGAGGUCAACCAAGUACACCACCAUUGAUUUUGUCAAGCACACACAAGAGCAUGCACAGCCGACUCAGGUCACUUCACAACGGGGACUGGUACUUUUCACCGUUUUGGUCCUGGCAAGUGUAUCUCAACUCUCUCAAGCAUACAUCGAGUGUCUUCGUCAUCCUUCGAAACGUCGAGUAGUUACACGAUGAAGCCUUCAGAAAAGUACUCGCAACUCCGUCAAAGUGACGACAACAUCUCAACGUUGCUAAGACUAGAAGCCGAAGAGUUAUCCCCCAAUCCGCGUCAUGGCUGGACUCGGAAUUGUCUUUUUAUUCUACUCGGCAUUCUAGGUGCCGUGACCUGCCUGAUCUUGGGAUACGUCGCUCAUCCAAUGGCCCAACCUUCCUCCCCAACGCCGAAAACAUCGACAACAAAAUCAACGUCUGAACUUCACUGCGGCAACUCAUCCUCCGAAGCUCGAGCGCUCGGCUGCGUGUUCGAUCUCCUCACUAACAACUGGAUGCCGCAGUACUGCGCGGACCCAUACACGGACGGCGAGUACCGUGCCUGGGUCACCGACGCCGGUCGUGAGCUCGGGGCCUGGGCCUUCUACCACGACGACAAGGCCGAGCGGCAAGUGGCCUCGGAGGAAGAGCUGUCGGAACUGGUAGGGGAACACGUCUGGACGACGACGGAAAACCAUCUCGCGCACUGCGUGUUCCUCGCGCGGCGUAUGCACCGGCUCGUGACGGGCGAGAUUGCCGCCGUAGCGCAUAACACUUUUGCCCAUACGAUGCAUUGCACUAAAGCUGUUCUCAAAGCCCUUCAGGCCAUGGGGGAGCAUUCCGGGGACGUCGCGCAGAUUGGGUCUACUUUCGACGUGGGUAUCGUGUCGUGCUUAGUCUAGGGAAGCUUGCAAGGUCUGGGGAUAUACGUCAGCUAAAAGACACCUUGGUUGAACUUGCAAAGACAGUAAUAUGUCGUAGACGCGGAAAUCAUAAUCGAGAUACGCAAGUACUUCAGCGACUCGAACAUGGUUUGGAUACUUCAGACAUGUAAACAGCCUAGUACACACAAACGUG
Hyaloscypha bicolor E is the source of this 1080-nucleotide messenger RNA. RefSeq lists its product as uncharacterized. The coding region runs from base 204 to 905 and encodes 233 amino acids. NCBI's taxonomy places the organism in Eukaryota, Fungi, Ascomycota, Leotiomycetes, Helotiales, Hyaloscyphaceae. The transcript is spliced from 3 exons. The record is from RefSeq and is a predicted model, not a curated record.